CACCGAAACCGUUUCCGGGGACGCUCCCUUCCCCCCAACCAAACAAUGUUUUAAUGGUGGCAUAUCCGACCUAAUCAUUUUCUCUCUCUUGUCCCGUAGAAUGGUGGCUUCUUUCUAUAGUUGUUUCAAAAUCUGACCGUGAUGAUGUUGAGAGAAAGAUACACAUGAAGGAAGCAACUCAGCAAUCUCCCCCCCCCCCCCCCCACCCACACGACGACGACGACAAAUGGUGCUGGAUAUAUAUUGGGUUAUUGAAGUUGGACACUCUUAAGUUUUAUAAUUUUGUUAAAACCUGAACCCAGGUUUUCUUAGUUUCCCGCAGUUAAUUGUCUGGCCGUGUUCCUUGUUUGCGACAUGUAUUCAAUCGCCACUUUCUCUCUCUUCAAAGCAGAACUUCUUGAUUCUGAAUCCCUCUUCCAUGCCAAUUGUCUCCGAAAUUCAUUCGGACAGCGAUCGAUUCAUAGCCCCACCAAACCCGCGCUAAUUUCAAUUCAACCUCUCGUAUUUCGCAACUCCUUCAAACCCUCUCCUCUUUGCGCAGAGUUGGAUUGUUCCUACAAUCCCCGUGCACCCUCUUCAACCUGCUCCACUACUACUUCUCUCUCGAUUCAAACAAGCUUAUUCAAGCUUUUGUCGGAGAAGAUAAUGUUUUGUCUUUUAGGGUCGUUUAUCUUGAUCGGAUGCUUUGACAGAAGAGUAGCUUUAGCUCUACCCUCUGUCACUUCAGACUCAACUUUGGAGGAGAGUACUGACGCCUUGAAAGAGAAAAGUGAGGACGAGGAAAUGUACGAGAAGAUUCUGGAGAAGGACCCGCGAAACGUUGAGGCUCUGAAGGUGACUUUGUUUAAGAAAAUAAGGAUGAGGAAGUCGAAGGAGGCUGUGAAGUACGUGGAGAGUUUGAUUGAUGCGGAGCCAAACGAGGUUGAAUGGCGGCUUUUGCUGGCACUGUGUUAUGAGACAAUGGGGCACUUAAGUACAGCUAAAAGAUUGUUCAGGGAAAUCUUGGAGCAAAGGCCUCUCUUGAUCAGAGCUCUGCAUGGUCUGGCUAUUGUGAUGCACAAAAAACAUGAAGGUCCAGCUGUCUUUGAAAUGCUGAAUGAGGCUUUAGAAUUAGCAUACAGAGAAAAAAGAGUUACAGAAGAGAGAAAUAUAAGAAUCUUAAUAGCACAAAUGCAUGUUGCAAAGGGGGAUUUGGAGGAGGGGCUAAAAAGGUUUCAAGAAUUGGUUGAUGAAGAUCCUCGGGAUUUCAGGCCUUAUCUUUGCCAGGGCAUUAUAUACAGUCUCCUGGAUAAAAAGGAGGAAGCUGCACGACAGUUCGAGAUAUAUCGAGCCAUAGUGCCUGAGGAGUUUCCACAGAGAGGAUUUCUCGAUGAUGUCGUCUUAACAGCAAAAGGAACAUCUAGAGAACAGUUUCAGAGGGAAUUUGAAGCUCAAUAUUCUCACAGGAAGUAGAUAGAGAUCAACAUCAUGCUGUUCUUUUUCUUGAAAUCAUGAGUUCACUCAGUUGAAUUUUGGUGGUUUGAAUGCAAUGUGGCUGAAGCUUUAAAGAUCAGUCACUUUUAUGAUGUAGAUCACUGUUCAGUGCCACACUUUGAUCUCUGAAGUAUUUUAGAGGGCUGAGAUUAUGAGGGAGGGAGGGAGGGGGGAGAGAGAGAGGUGAGUUUCAUGAGCUUUGAAUUUUGGUAUGGUUCAAGUUUCGUGAGUCGAUUCAUACAGCUUUGUAAGUUCCUCCUAGGCUCCAUCUCUUCGUCUCUAAACUAAACAACCCUGAAUUGUAAAAUACCUGCAGACAAUUCAUGUGACAUGUUAUUUACCUUUUUCUGUAAUCCUAACUGUUAUUUUAUCAAAAUCCAGUGGCUGCGUUUUUACAAGAAUAGGGACUAGGUAUUGUUUCAGUCCGAUUAUUGAAAAUAAUACUGAGAUAAAUUAAUACUUCUGUGGAAUUUUCGUUUUA
Prosopis cineraria is the source of this 1954-nucleotide messenger RNA. RefSeq names its product protein SLOW GREEN 1, chloroplastic. The transcript has 4 exons. The coding region runs from base 355 to 1452 and encodes 365 amino acids. NCBI's taxonomy places the organism in Eukaryota, Viridiplantae, Streptophyta, Magnoliopsida, Fabales, Fabaceae. Gene Ontology annotation, molecular function: protein binding. The record is from RefSeq and is a predicted model, not a curated record.